Messenger RNA from Pezoporus flaviventris, 4502 nucleotides. RefSeq names its product polypeptide N-acetylgalactosaminyltransferase 3 (gene GALNT3). Bases 1288 to 2937 code for a protein of 549 amino acids. NCBI's taxonomy places the organism in Eukaryota, Metazoa, Chordata, Aves, Psittaciformes, Psittacidae. The record is from RefSeq and is a predicted model, not a curated record. Gene Ontology annotation, cellular component: Golgi apparatus. The transcript is spliced from 9 exons.
UAAUCUGUAAUGUGCUCAAGUCUGGAUGCUUAACUUAUCCUGGAAAUUCUUGAAGGAAAACGGGUGAGCUUUUUUUAUUUUCUAUAAGUUUUAUCUCUUCCUGAGUAUAUGUUAUUCCAAUGAAGAAGUGCAGAACCUAUUUGUAUUUCAAAGGUUGAAAUAGAAAAGCGGUUUUCGCAAUUCUGUGGUCAGUAGUAAGCGAGUGGGAACCAACUGUGGCUUUUAUCUAGAUGCUGCUUAUUUCUUAGUUCACAUAUAUGGAACUUACAGAAAAAUAAAGCUGUGCUUUGAAUUAAGGCUGCUUGCUGUUUUUCUCCUUGUAAACUGCCAGUUUUGCAGUGAGAAAUUAAUUAAAAUCACAUAGAUUCUGGUAGUCUACAAAUGUUUUCCAUACUUCCCCAUCUUUGAAAGCUGCGGAAUAAUUGCUCGUCUGUGAAAAAAAAUAGUGGCAGAGCUCCUGAGAGAGGAGCUCUUUGACAUGUUCUCUUGAUGAGUUGCAGCAGCACAUGCCAGAAAACGUGGUAUAAGUGAAUGAAAAAAAAAGUACAGAAUGAUUAGUGGAUCCUCAGACUAGAUAAAUGUACUCCAAAUUACAUGUAUGAAGUCUGCAUUGAGUAUGUAUACUAGAUAAGUAAAUUAAUCUAAACAUUUACCACUUGAAGUCCAGUUACUUAAGUCUGAUAUUAAAAUGUUGGCUUUUUUUUUAAUAUUGGAAAUUUCCUAAUGUUGAAGUAAGUUGAUUGAGAAGUCCUUCCUGUCUUUAUACUUCACUUUUUAUGUGGCUCUUUCUCACAUGCAACUUUAACUUAUUUUAUUGAUUCCAUUUGUUUUCCAUCUAUACUAACAUGGAACUAAAUUUCCCUGCUUUUAGGAGACUUAAACACUUUUCUCAAAUUUUAAGCAACUAAAUUUUCAAGAUUUGGCAGAAAAUGAACAUGUAAUGGCAUUGUGUAGAAAUAGUGGUUCAUUCUCAGUGGUAUUCCUGCUUUCUAGUUCUUCUAUUUAGAAAACCAAAACAGAAUAAAAACCAUGGAAAGUGCAUUUGGGUUAUCUUAGAGAUAGGUUUGAAGUAUCUUUAAGUGAUGGACACAUAAUGAUUGACAGUUGGGAAUAGUGAGUUAGUUCCUACCCAUUAAUUUCUUGGUUUUUUACACUGUUGAAUACACUAGAUGUCUAAAUUGCUAUUUUUGUUUUAAUUUACAGGUGUUAUUUCAAGAAAUGCUGUGACUUGCUUGAAGAACAUCAUUCACAGGAACUUUUUUCUUGUGAUAAUUUUUUAAAACUAGAAUGGCUUUGAAAAAAACACCUAAACUAUUCAAGAAAUUUUUUCUUCACUGGAAACUUUGGAAGUUUAGCAUCAUUGUGUUUGUCUUUCUGGUAUUUUUAUUUUUAUUACAAAAAGAAGUGGGUGUUGAAGAUUUUAAAGAUGAAGCAGGGAUUGAGCCAGUUGUUGGAAAGAAAAGUCAUGUGUUAGGUCUUGUGUUAAAUGCUAUGAACAAUAUCAAAGGUGCAAAGCCAAAAAUGCAAAUAAAAGCACCUGUUAGGCAAACUAAGAUUCCUGGAGAGAGACACUGUUUGCCAGGAUACUAUACUGCAGUGGAACUAAAACCCUUUCUAGAUCGACCCCUUCAAGAUCCUAAUGCACCUGGAGCUUCUGGUAAAGCAUUUAAAACCAUCAACUUAAAUUCAGAAGAACAGAAAGAAAAACAGCGUGGAGAAGAAAAACACUGUUUUAAUGCAUUUGCAAGUGAUAGGAUUUCUUUACACCGAGAUCUUGGACCAGACACUCGACCUCCUGAAUGUAUUGAACAAAAGUUUAAGCGUUGCCCGCCGUUGCCAACCACAAGUAUUAUAAUAGUUUUUCAUAAUGAAGCAUGGUCCACUCUGCUCAGAACUGUUCACAGUGUGAUGUAUACGUCUCCUGCAGUACUGCUAAAGGAGAUUAUUUUGGUGGAUGAUGCCAGUGUAGAUGAGUACUUGCAUGAUAAGCUAGAUGAAUAUGUGAAACAAUUUCAAAUAGUUAAAGUAGUCCGUCAAAAGGAAAGAAAAGGUCUUAUCACUGCACGGUUGUUGGGAGCUUCAGUAGCAACAGGAGAGACCCUUACCUUUCUGGAUGCUCACUGUGAAUGCUUUUAUGGUUGGUUGGAGCCAUUACUGGCAAGAAUAGCUGAGAACCCGGUAGCUGUUGUAAGCCCUGAUAUUGCUUCUAUAGAUCUCAACACUUUUGAAUUCAGUAAACCAUCUCCUUAUGGGCAUAGCCACAACAGAGGAAAUUUUGAUUGGAGUUUGUCAUUUGGAUGGGAAUCUCUUCCUAAACAUGAAAAUAAAAGAAGAAAAGAUAAAACCUAUCCAAUUAGAACACCUACUUUUGCUGGAGGUCUCUUUUCAAUAUCAAAAGCCUACUUCAAGCACAUUGGAAGCUAUGAUGAAGAAAUGGAAAUAUGGGGAGGUGAAAAUAUAGAAAUGUCUUUCAGAGUAUGGCAAUGUGGUGGACAGUUGGAGAUCAUGCCUUGCUCUGUUGUUGGCCAUGUCUUUCGCAGCAAGAGUCCCCAUACUUUCCCAAAAGGUACCCAAGUGAUCACACGUAAUCAAGUCCGCCUUGCAGAAGUGUGGAUGGAUGAAUAUAAAGAAAUAUUUUAUCGAAGAAACACAGAGGCAGCAAAAAUUGUGAAACAAAAAACAUUUGGAGACAUCUCAAAAAGACUCGAGUUAAGGCAACGUCUGCAGUGUAAAAAUUUUACCUGGUAUCUCAGUAAUAUUUAUCCAGAAGCAUAUGUGCCAGACCUGAACCCUUUAUUUUCUGGAUAUCUAAAAAACCUAGGUAACCGCAUGUGUCUGGAUGUUGGUGAAAACAACCAUGGUGGCAAACCAUUGAUUAUGUAUUCUUGUCAUGGACUUGGAGGAAAUCAGGACUCACGCUGUCAAGGAAGAUGUUGAUGGGAAUCCGGCCAAUGGGAGAUCAAGUGGCCAGGCCUGAGCCAUCUUCCCUGUCACGCUUGCAGCCUCAUAGUCGGAGGUCAAAGUGGCCUGUCCUGUACUGGCUAGUGCAAGUGCAUAAUAUUGAAUAUCUCCAAGAAGAGCUCUCCUUGAUGCAUAGCUCUUGGAGGCAGCAAUGGUGCUCUGUUUCUCCUACAGUAUGGCUUGCAAUAGACGUCAGAUACUGAAUCUUUCAGUCACUACUGUAAUAGUAGUAAAAGUAACACCUCAUCUUCCUUACUGCCCAGAAAUGAACGCUUCUGUGUUGCCUUAAGGAGUUAUUUGGUGAAUAAAAUUUAUUAACUGUAAAUUCUUAAUAACUAAAGGUCAAAAAUAUAUAAAAAGUUUUAUUAGAACAUAGUUGUAUUUUUUUUUCUUAGUAAAAUCUUCAAUUUUAAUGCCCUCCAUUGAUGGUACUGUGAAAACUCAGACACCUGGUUGAUACUUUCUUACACAGAUUUUGUGGGAGAUGGAAUACUGUUUAGGUUAACUAGACAGAAUUCCAACAUAACUUGUUAUGUUAGCUUCUUACAAUACUGAACUUUUUCUUUUUCCCUUCAUUCUGAUGUGAAUUAGUACAAUAUUAGCCUUUUCACAUUGUCACAGUCAUUAAUGCAGGAGCAAAGACAUUAUAUUAAGAGGUCUACCAUACGCCUCUAUUGUCAGCUCUCCUUAAGUUAUCUUGGGAAUGUACUAAAAUUAUGUUUGUUUUUCCUUCUGCCAUAAAAUGAGUCUAAAUCCCUUUAAAUGCCAACCUUCAGAGCAUUUUAAUGUAGGUUUUGCUGACAGUGUUCAAGAGAUGUGCGUAUUUGCUUACUUAACCUUUCUCAUCACAGUACUCUGUUUCUAGUUGGUUUACGUGCUUUACCAGAUUUCAGCAGUGUAGGCUGAAAAUUUCCCUUCCAGGAGAAUCGAUUAGAACCUAGAGAACCUCGUUUUGAGAGUUGUACAUGAAUUGUUUAUCAUUCUUCCUUGUAGGAGUAUUCUGGGGUUGGGAACAUGUUCAUCUCUAUAUCAAAAAUUAAUGAGGUUUUAAACCUUACUUUCUGUGCUUUUCUAAUGGCUAGCUCACAAGAGAACAGAAUAGCAUCCUAUUAUUAGCAUUUAUGGUUUAGAUCAAGCCGCAAAAUUUGAUGUGCAGGAAUCAGUGUUGUUCUAUGUGACAAUUUUCUUUUUUGUUUGCUCUAAGAAAAAACAAAAUCCAGCAACAAAAAUAGAAUAAAGUUUUUUAAAGUUAAGAAAUGCCAAUAUUUAAGUUAUCCAUGCAACUAUCUCUACUCUUCAGUUUAUCUCCUUGAAUUAUAUAUGAUUCCUGGGAGAGCAAACGAGAUCUUGCAUCAUAAUGCUUAUUUGCAAUUUAUACAUUUAAGUACUUCUAAAUAUUUUCUACUGCAUUAGUACUUUUGUAAACACUUUUAAAGUUUAUAUGCUAGAAAUAAGAGCAAGUAUUCUGUAGUCUCAAGUUGUUGAUUAACAAAAAAAUGCAUUAUUUUGUGCAUUUCAAUUCAAAGGAUUAAUUUAGUUUA